Messenger RNA from Centrocercus urophasianus (Greater sage-grouse), 5102 nucleotides. It is a transcript of the gene PIK3C2B, whose product is annotated as phosphatidylinositol-4-phosphate 3-kinase catalytic subunit type 2 beta. Lineage: Eukaryota; Metazoa; Chordata; Aves; Galliformes; Phasianidae. Gene Ontology annotation, biological process: cell migration; phosphatidylinositol 3-kinase/protein kinase B signal transduction; phosphatidylinositol-3-phosphate biosynthetic process. Gene Ontology annotation, cellular component: cytoplasm; plasma membrane; phosphatidylinositol 3-kinase complex. The record is from RefSeq and is a predicted model, not a curated record. Gene Ontology annotation, molecular function: phosphatidylinositol binding; 1-phosphatidylinositol-3-kinase activity; 1-phosphatidylinositol-4-phosphate 3-kinase activity.
UGCAGCGCUGCGGGGAGGCGGUUCGGCUCCUGGCAGCGCCCGAAGGACCGCGAGGUGGCCGGCGGUGCAGCAUGCCUUCCUCCUGAUCCCUGAGCGCGGUUAGGAAGCGAUCCCAGAGCGAUGUCUGCCACGCGUGGCAAUGGAGAGCACUGGAAGUCCCUGGAGUCGGUGGGCAUCAGCCGCAAGGAGCUGGCGCUGGCCGAGGCCCUGCAGAUGGAAUACGACGCGCUGUCACGCCUGCGGCAGGACAAGGAGGAGAGCCGGGCCAAGCAGCGUCACGAGCCGCCCCUCAUCUCGUGGGAUGAGCCUGAAAACACCCAUGGGUGCACCGGGAUCAAAGCGACGCGUGUUCUGUCCGGCUCCGACCCUGCACUCUGCAAUAACGCAGCGCCCGAGGGGCUGACGCCAACCCUCCCCAUGCCCCCAGCACAGCCCAAUGCUGCACCCACCGGCACAGAGGGUCCGGCCUGGCUGAAGACCCCGCUGGCCGGGGACUACCUCUACAUCUUCGAUGGUUCUGAAGGGGACUUUCUCGGGGAGCCCUUAAAUGGCACUUCAGCUCUUGACAGCAAUGGGGGAUCCCCCAAAAAGCUCUCCCCGCCGCCGCUGCCCCCCCGGAACUCCGUGUGGAGCCACCCCGAAGGCAGCAGGCGCCUGGGGAAGGGAUCCCCGCCGUCCUCCAAAGGACCCCAGCCCAGGGACGUCAACGUCUUCUCAGCCCAUGAGCAGCCCCGUGGCAAGCUGCUCGCCCGCCGCAUCUCCGAGGAGGAUCCCUACGGCCUGGCUGACUACGAGGGCAUCAACGAUGCCAUCACCUGCCUCAACCUGAAGUCCACCUACGAGUCCCAGGUGCUGCGGGAAGCUGCCCGCAGCUGGAAGGAAGGCAGGAGCAUUUUUGAGAAGGAAUCGAGUGGUAAACCGGUGGCACGGAGCAAAACGAUGCCCCCUCAGGUCCCCCCACGGACCUACGUCUCCCGGUUUGGCAACAGGAAGAAUGUGGCACCCAACAAGAACCGCAGGAUCUCUGCUGAUCCGGUCCCACCCAGGCCACGCUCCUUAGCCAAUGGCUAUGAGCUCUUUGAGGUGUCGGAGGAGAGGGACGAGGAGGUGGCUGCUUUCUGCCAUAUGCUGGAUGUGCUGCGGUCCAGCUCCAGCCCCCAGGACUAUUCCCUGACCGGCUUCGUGUGGAGUGCAGUCAGCCUCAGCCCUGAGCACCUGGGGCACGGCAUCAGCCUGAAGGUGACAGUGCUAUGUGACAGCCUGCGGGAGCCCCUCACCUUCACCUGCGACUGCUCCUCCACUGUGGAUCUGCUCAUCUACCAGACGCUGUGCUACACGCACGACGAGCUGCACACCGUUGAUGUUGAGGAUUUUGUGCUCAAGCUCUGUGGCCUGGAGGAAUUCUUGCAAAACAAGCACGCAUUAGGGAGCCAUGAAUACAUCCAGCACUGCAGGAAAUUUGACAUCGACAUCCGCCUGCAGCUGAUGAGGAGGAAGGCGGUGCGCAGCGACCUGGCCCGGACGGCCAGCGAUGAUCAAAGCCCCUCCACCCUCAAUCACUACAUCCACCUACAGGAGAGGCCUAUCAAGCAGACCAUCAGCAGGCAGGCCCUGAGUCUCCUCUUUGACACCUUCCACAACGAGGUGGAUGCAUUCCUGGCAGCUGAGGGAGACUUUCCACUGAAGGCAGAGAGGGUGAUCCAGUCGGUCAUGGCCAUCUGCAACGCCCUGGCUGCCGUUGAGUCGCAGGAAAUCACAACAGCCCUCAACCAGAUGCCCCCCUGUCCCUCCCGCAUGCAGCCCAAAAUCCAGAAGGAUCCAAAUGUUCUGGCCAAGAGGGAAAAUCGAGAGAGGAUCGUGGAGAGCCUGACGGCUGCCAUCCUGGACCUGGUGGGGCUUUACUGCAGCACCUUCAAUGCUGACUUCCAGACAGCUGUGCAAUGGAGCCGGGAGCACGGCGUGGUGCAGGAGGCUCGCCUGCUCUCCUGCCCACUCUCCUUCACCGUUUACGCCACGCACCGCAUCCCCAUCACCUGGGCUGCCAGCUAUGAAGAUUUCUACCUCUCUUGCUCCAUCACACACGGUGGUAAGGAGCUGUGCAGCCCCCUGCACACCAGAAAGGCCCACGUCUACAAGUACCUUUUCCACCUCAUCAUAUGGGACCAGCAGAUCUGCUUCCCCGUCCAGGUGAACCGACUGCCUCGGGAGACGCUGCUCAGCGUCACGCUCUUCGCCGUGCCCGUCCCCCCCCCGGGGAACUCCUCUGACACCAACAGGCAGCGGCGGGUCCCUGAGGCCCUGGGCUGGGUCACCACUCCGCUCUUCAACUUCAGGCAGGUUCUGACCUGCGGGAGAAAGCUUUUGGGCUUGUGGCCGGCAACCCAGGACAACUCCAGAGCCAGAUCGAGUGCCCCCAACUUCAACCAGCCCGACAGCGUCAUCCUGCAGAUCGAUUUCCCCACCUCUGCUUUCGACGUGAAGUUCGUGAGCCCGCUGGCGGCCGAGGUGAGCCCCAAGUACGAAUUUGGCAGCCUGGGUGAGGAGGACCAGCGCAGGCUGCGGGAGGCGAUGCAGAAGAAAUCGCUCUAUUGGUUGACAGAUGCGGACCGCAAACGGCUGUGGGAGAAGCGCUACUACUGCCACGCAGCACCUGGCUCACUGCCCAUGCUGCUGGCCAGUGCACCCAGCUGGGAGUGGGCCUGCCUGCCUGACAUCUAUGCCCUGCUGAGCCAGUGGACCUACAUGAGCCACCAGGAUGCCCUGGGACUCCUUCACGCCACGUUCCCGGACCAGGAGGUGAGGAGGACAGCCGUGCAGUGGAUUGACUCCAUCUCUGACACAGAGCUGCUGGAUUACCUGCCCCAGCUGGUCCAGGCUUUGAAAUAUGAAUGCUACCUGGACAGCCCACUGGUGCGCUUCCUCAUGAAGCGAGCGAUCUGCGACCUGAAAAUCACCCACUAUUUCUUCUGGCUGCUGAAGGAUGGCCUGAAAGAUUCCCAGUUCAGCAUCCGCUACCAGUACCUGUUGGCAGCUCUGCUGUGCUGCUGUGGGAAGGGACUGCGGGAGGAGUUUGACCGGCAGUGCCUGCUGGUCAACACAUUGGCCAGGCUGGCCCAACAAGUGCGGGAUGCUGCUCCAUCCUCACGCCAGGGCAUCCUGCGUGAGGGGCUGGAGGAGGUGAAGCAGUUUUUCAAGGCUAACGGGUCGUGCCGGCUGCCUCUCAGCCCCAGCCUGCUGGUGAAGGGGAUAGUGCCCCGGGACUGUUCCUAUUUCAACUCCAACGCCGUCCCGCUGAAGCUCUCCUUCCAGAACGUCGAUCCCCUUGGAGAAAAUAUCCGGGUCAUCUUCAAGUGUGGCGAUGAUCUGCGGCAGGACAUGCUGACACUGCAGAUGAUCCGGAUCAUGAACAAAAUCUGGGUGCAGGAGGGGCUGGACAUGCGCAUGGUCAUCUUCCGCUGCUUCUCCACAGGUCGUGGACGAGGCAUGGUGGAGAUGAUCCCCAACGCCGAGACCCUACGGAAAAUCCAGGUGGAGCACGGUGUGACGGGCUCCUUUAAGGACAGACCACUGGCUGACUGGCUACAGAAACACAACCCUGAGGAGGAUGAGUAUGAGAAGGCUGUGGAGAACUUCAUCUACUCCUGCGCUGGCUGCUGUGUGGCCACCUAUGUGCUGGGGAUCUGCGAUCGACACAACGACAACAUCAUGCUCAAGACCACCGGCCACAUGUUUCACAUCGAUUUUGGCAGGUUCCUGGGCCACGCUCAGAUGUUUGGCAACAUCAAGAGGGACCGGGCACCGUUUGUCUUCACUUCAGACAUGGCAUACGUCAUCAAUGGUGGGGACAAGCCCUCUAGCCGCUUCCACGACUUCGUCGAUCUGUGCUGCCAGGCCUAUAACCUGAUCCGCAAGCACACCCAUCUCUUCCUCAACCUGCUGGGGCUGAUGCUGUCCUGUGGCAUCCCUGAACUUUCCGACCUGGAGGACCUCAAAUAUGUCUACGAUGCACUAAGGCCACAGGACACUGACGCUGAUGCUACCACCUACUUCACCAGGUUGAUUGAGUCCAGCCUGGGCAGUGUGGCCACCAAGCUCAACUUCUUCAUCCACAACCUGGCACAGAUGAAGUUCACAGGCUCUGAUGCCCGCCCCACCCUCUCCUUUGCCCCCCGCACACACACCAUCAAGACAUCCGGCCGGAUCUGCGAUGUCUUCCUCUGCCGCCAUGAGAGGGUCUUCAACCCCAGCAAGGGCUACACCUACGUGGUGAAGGUGAAACGGGAGAGCCCGAGCGAGGUGACCUUUGUGCAGCGCACCUUUGAGGAGUUCCAGGAGUUGCACAACAAGCUGCGCCUGCUCUUCCCCUCCUCGCUGCUGCCCAGCUUCCCCAGCAGGUUCAUUAUCGGCCGGUCACGAGGAGAGGCAGUGGCUGAGAGGAGGAAAGAAGAACUCAAUGGCUACAUCUGGCAUCUCAUCCACGCUGCCCCUGAAGUGGCCGAGUGUGACCUCAUCUAUACCUUUUUCCACCCACUACCCAGAGAUGAGAAGGCAGCUGGCACCAACCCGGCCCCAAAGCCGGCAGACACCACAUGGGCUCGUCCCCUGGGGAAGGUUGGCGGGGAGGUGAAGCUCUCCAUCUCCUACAAGAACAACAAGCUCUUCAUCAUGGUGAUGCACAUCCGGGGGCUGCAGCCCCUCCAGGAUGGCAAUGACCCUGACCCCUACGUCAAGACCUACCUGCUGCCUGACCCCCAGAAAACCACUAAGAGGAAAACCAAAGUGGCCCGGAAAACCUGCAACCCUACCUACAACGAGAUGCUGGUCUACGAUGGGGUGCCUCGGGGUGACCUGCAGCAACGGGAACUGCGGCUGAGCGUGCUGAGCGAGGAAGGCUUUUGGGAGAACAUUCUCCUUGGGGAGGUCGGCAUCCGUCUGCGGGACCUCGAUUUGGCACAGGAGAAGAUGGGGUGGUUCGCCCUUGGAUCCCGCGGCCACGGCACGCUCUGAGCUCCGGGAAUGGGCACCGAUGCCAAGAGGUGCCCAGAGGGAGCUGCCGUUAGACGUCUUCUUUUUUAAGUUUACCUUGUGUCAAGGGAGCAAUG